This is a messenger RNA of Chilo suppressalis (striped riceborer), 4619 nucleotides long. The record is from the annotation of a GenBank genome assembly. NCBI's taxonomy places the organism in Eukaryota, Metazoa, Arthropoda, Insecta, Lepidoptera, Crambidae.
UUGGCAUCGAUACUUUAGAACUGAGUUACAAGUAGUAUCGUGAAGUAAGUACUUGUAUCGGUACUCGAUCGGUUUCUCACUGAGAAGUAUAAAAAAAAACUCAUAGGCAGAUUAAUUAGCCUAUGAUGAAGUGUCUAGUUGGAAUUUUUGUUUCGCGAACGUUUCUUUUCUACUGCUCGGUUGGCAGCCUUGCGUAUGAUUUAUCCAAAUCCAAUAUUUAUUCAGUCAGUCAUACGUUCAUCGCGUGGCGUGAGCCGUUAUUUUGUUUUCAUUAAAUUAAAACUGUGAUUAAAUUUGUAAUUGUAAUAUCCAUCGUCAAAAUUUGUCGAUACAACGCUUGUAACACUGAACAUCUCUUGCGCAUGCAUUGAUAUCAGAACCAAGACGACGACGAAAACGCCCAAUUGUGGAGUAUAGAAUACGGCUCCGCCCAUGAAUGGGGCGGGUAUCAGUUACGGACCACAGAACGUCACCAGGCUGUACUCUCCGGUGACACUCAGCUUCGAAUGGCCCACCUUAGGACGUCUGCUGUUCAUGGUCUUCUGUUCAUGUCUCGGGACCACCAUCAACGGAUUCUUUGUUGCCGCAUUCUUCGUAGAACACACUCUAAAACGAGUCGGCAAUGUAUUUCUCGCCUGCAUCGGGUUAUCUGACCUGAUAGUGACUACAGCGGUGAUGCCGGCAUCCGCUGUAGUGUUACUCUCAGCCGGAGAAUGGGACACCCUGCCAGUAUGCCAUGCUCUACAAUUCCUCACUGAGACCGCUAUGUAUUGCUACAGUCUGUUCUUUGUUCUUGUAUCAGCGGAGACAUACUACCGACUGUGUCGUUCUACGCCCGAAUACGAAAUGUUCAUUUCUAUGCGCAUCGGUCUCGUGACCAUAUUCGUAUUUUUAAUAGGUGUUAUCCUGGCCGCUAUUGGAGUGUACCUCGGCUUAGAUUACGACUACUGCGAACGAAGUCACUUCGGCAACUUCUACUACCGCCUAUCCACGUCUGUUAUAUUCCACGGCGUACCCGGCAUCCUCACUUUCCUCGGUCUACUCUUCUCAUAUGUACGCAUUAGGAAACGAGCCCGUGAGCAAGUAUACUAUAAACGGUCCCAACAGUACGAAAGAGAUUUCUCUACGACCAGCUUGAACAUCGCCGCGUAUCUAAUCUACAUCGUAAUGUGGACGCCUUACCUUAUCAUCGUACACAAAUACCCAGGCACUUCGGACUCGAAAUUCUACCACUGCGUGUGGUUAGGCGUUUGCCGAUCCAUAUUCAGUAGUUUUCUGUACAGCUCUAUGAAUAGGAACUUCAGGCGCGCUUUUGCUCAUCUGUUUUACUACUGUUGCUGCAAGAGCACCCUGACGGGCUCAUUCAAUAACCGUCAUCGAAGGGCGCUGGAGUAUAAAACGGCUACAGGUGACGUCAGGGUCCACAUUAUGCAUCAAGCAGUGAACUCGUCCAGCCCACAACGUGGUGCGUGCUCCGCUCGCGAGACCCAAGAGUUAUGAUCUAGGGAGCGUGAAUACGUCCUCUACGUUUAUUAAAGAAAGAUAAAAGUAUUGUGUUUGUAGAAAAUACAACUAUCAGUAGGAAAAAAAAUCUUAAGUUUUGUUCUUUUGAUGUCAGUAGCUUUUUAGGUAUUGUUUGAUAAUGCUUUUCAAACUUUUUGGAUUUUUUGUAUAUAAGCAAAGCCUACAAACGACUACGAACGAAAUCUAUUUCAUGAAUAGUUUAUUCAAGUUUAAAAAAAAUAACAGGUACCCAUCAAUUAUUAUUGAUGUAAUUAAGUACAAGAGCACUUUAUUUUAUUUGUUUUUUCCAAAACACUAUUAUUAUUUUUUAUUAAGAAAACAUAAUUUUAGCAAACACAAUACUACUGAUCUAGCACCUCGGCGUCCCUAAAGGUAAUACGAAUUAUAAGCUCGCAAUAUUAUAUGAUGUUUUAAUAGAAUAAGAAGCAAUUUAAUAAAAAGAAAAAAAUGUUAUUUAAAUAAUACAAUUGCAUGAAUUACAAUAUACCGUUGAAAAAGUUGAGUAUUUUAGGCGAUAAUUGUUUAAAAUAAUUAAAAAAGUAACUCUUUAGAUGAGCACCAAGCUCUUAAAUCAGCAUCUUUAAUUGACGGUAUGAUUUCUUUAAUGCGUGUCGAAUAAUUUCUACGAGACACAUAUUUGUAAGUGAACUCUUUAUAUUAAAUGGGAUAAGGCUAUAUUUAUAUAACCAGGAUUAUUCUAUGUACUGUCUAGUUAAAAAUCUCAAUGUCUACUGCGUAUUAUUAUCUGGAUGUUGUAUUCUCCUUUCACGCUUCUAGUGAGGAUGAUAUAAGUAUAGACUAAGGCCAGGAAGAGAGACAUGUAUAUCUUUUGCUAUUACAAUGUAUUAUAUUCAAAAAAGUGUAACCAUAAUUUUGAAGAUCAAUGUGUCAGUGAUUGACUCUUGUGCUUACAACUAGUCUUUCCCUUAUAUUCAUUUCUGUUUCAUGUAUCACGGAAUGAGAAAAAACAUUCAAUAUUAUAUAGUGGGGGGCUACUCUUAUACUUUAUAUACGAUUUAUUUGUAAGGCCAUCAAUUUUGGAGCCUUAUACUCGAAUCGGCUUCGGUUCUGUUCUUACAGUUCAUCGCACCGCGACACCUGUAUAUGGGCCUAAUCCUAAAGAGUAGUCAACUUAAUUUGUGUUUAAGUGUUUGGGGAAAGAAUUAGUAGGUAUCAAAUUAUUAUUUUAUUUCAGUUAAAUUCUGCUACUAUUUUAGAGAAUACCUUUAUACAAUAAAAGAAAGUUUUAAAGUCAAUGUGAUAUUAGAUAUCUGAUCACCAUUCUUCGUCGGUGAUAAGGGCAACAGAAUAGAGUUUAAUACUUAUAAUGAAAGUGCAAGUCACUGUGGUGGUGUUAAGCUAAGCUAUAUCGAAAUUUUAUAAAAUGAAUAGAUAUUACCUAAAAAGACCUUGAAAUUUUGUUUUCUGUGCAAAGGAAUAUACUUGGUGUUAUAAUUGUAUACAAUCAUCCAAAAAGAUGUUAAUGUUUUAUUGGAGCCUACAUAAAAGUAGCAAUAACGGUGCCUGAUAAAGAUUUAUUAUAAAAUAUAUCGUAUUAUUUUCUUGGCCAAAAGGUGGCGACUAAGAAAAUUCGAGAUCUUCGCAAUUUCCUAGAAUGUCCCUAUACUGUAAUUACACUUAUAAUCUGAAUUUAAAUACCGAUUCAUACCUAUUUGACUAGAGUAAAAAGUUUUGAACUAAUCGAAGUGGUGAAAUUAGUUAAGCCCAAAAUAUUAAUAAAAAUGCUAGGAACACUUUUAAUUUUGAAGGAUUUCCAACUAAACUAGAUUUUAGAGAGCCACAAAUCAAUUACCGCUUCACCAGUAGUUCAAAUUCAGGAAUACAACAAAAUGGUACCCUACGAAGUUACACCGUGGUCUUGAAUGCGACAAUACGUGAAAACAAUUUGAUGAGAAAAAAAACAAAAUUUAAAAAAAAUAACGAUUUCAUAAUUUUACGACAUCAAAGUGAGAUUGUAGUAUGUUAUGACUCGUUGACGUUUUUAACUUUAGUUUUUUAAUGAAUACAAAAUAAUAUUUACCUAUUGAUAUUUUUAUAACGAUAACCUUACUUUGGUACUGGCAUUUUUUAUAAGCCUAUUUUUAUAUUGUGACGAUUUUGUCAGUUUUUUUCGCGUUUCAUAGUGACACGUUGUACAUUUUAUAGGUUAGCGGUGUGUAUAUUUUAACGGGUCGAAGAUGACAUGACACACAUUAAUGACUUUCUAUGUGCAAUAUUAGUUUCGCACAAUUAGAUAGUAAACAUCACUAAAUGUCCUUCUGUCUUAGUGAAAGCAUAUAAUGUAAUAUACGAUAUCAUAGGACUGUGUUUUCAUAUAUGAUCUACUGUUGCAGUUUAUCUACUGUGGCGCAAUUUCACAGUUUCAAUAAAGACAUUAGGAAUUUCCAUAGUGAAUUUUAAGUUAUUGCUUCAUUUAAAUUAUAUCAUUCUAAUAAGUAACCUUCCAAUACUUAUAAUUUACUUAUUUUCAAAUUAAUAAAUUAGAAAAGGUAAAAUAAUUAUGGAGAUAAGAGAUGACUUUCAGUAUUUUUUUUUAUAUUGUUGCCAAAAGUAUAUUUUAGUGCGUUUUAUUAAUCGUUUAAUGAAAAUGUGAAUAAAGUUAAUAAAAUAAUAAACAUUUUUUUAUAUAAGAAUUUCUGAACCGAGUGGAAAUAUAUCUUACUUAAUAUUAAUCAAUUUGUGUUUGUAUUGGUAUGUAUAAAUUACGCCGAUUCAAUUUAAAAUUUGUAUAUUAAAGAGACAAGAUUUUUACUAUAGUAAGUCUCAGACCAAAUAAAAAGUAAAGACGGAGUCUGCCCUACUAAAAAGUGAAGCCGGUUUUUUAUGUAUGUAGUGCAUUUUAGCCAGUGUUACCAUAGUCAUUUAUAAUACCCCAAUAUUAGAAAAAUGUAAUAAAGUUAUUUCAUUGCGUUAUAAAAUAUUGGAAAUAAUAUCGUAGGCUUAUUCUUUAAACUAGUGCAGAUUAGUUUUACAUUAGCGCUAGAUGCAACCUCUCGUGAGUCAAAGGUCCUGCGCUUGGAGAUAUGGGGUUCCUGUGAUUUAGAAGUUUAAUAACUGUUACACUAAUAAAAGUU